AUGUUUAUCGCGGGAAGGACGAUUCGAGUGGACCAUGUGCAGAACUACAAGGUGCCCAAGGUCUUUGAUGCUGACGGAAAUGAGAUCGAGCCGGACGAGGAUACCGUCAACAAUGCCGCACCCAAGCCUAUUCAAGGUACAAAUCAAAAACCCAUCCUUGCCAACCAAGCCAUUUUGGCAUCGUUGCGAAAAUUGCAUCAUCAUAUUAUUAAUGCACACCUCCACCCUGUUUUUCAAACUUUUUUAGAAGAGGCGUCGGGUGAGGAUGAUGAUUCGAGCGGGUCAGAGGUAGACGAUACAGGAAUCGAUUUCGACGACCCCAUGCGCGAAUAUAUUCUCAAGAAGCGCAAGAAGGACGCCCGCAAGGUUAAACGCAAGGCCGAGAAGGAGGCUGGGAAAUCAGAGUCCAAGGCUGAGAAGAAGGCGAGGAAAGAACUCAAGAAGGCGGCAAAGCGGGACAAGGAUGGUGGUAGUGGUGGCAAGAAAUCCAAGAGCAAGGGGAGCGGCAAGGAUGACAAGGAGUCCUCGCCUUCACCGUCAACAGCGCCAACAACGGCAGUGCAGGAUGGUGAGGAGAGCAGGGGAGGAGAAACCAUGGAUGUCGACAUCAGGAAAGAGGAAUCUGCGGACAAAACUCGAAAGGACUCAUCCACCUCAGAUCACAACAUACCAAUCAACAAAGAAACAUCAACAGCAGCCGGAUCGCCUCCACUAUCUUCCUCACGCCAGGGGCGUCCCAGGUCUAGAUCCAGAUCUCCACGUCCUAGGUCUAGGUCACGAUCCACCGGCAGGAACCGUGGCCGUGGCCGAAGCCAAAGCAGGGAAAGAUACCACGACCGCAGCAGCAGAGAUAGCUACAACAACGAUCGUGGUCGCAGGCGGAGGGGAUACUCAGGGGAGCGUAGAGAGGAGAGUCGGGAACGCAGAGUCGAGGAUGUUCACAAAAGAGAUGACAGCAGAGACCGCAAGCAGGGCGUCAUGGAUGACUCUUACCAUCGGAGGCGACAUGGUUCUCCGGACAGGAGUCGCCCCCGUUCACCAGACAGCAGCAGUCGUCGUCGAGACUAUGAUCGCGAUUAUCGUGGAUCGAGAUACAGGAGCCGUAGUCGAAGUCCUCCUCCUCCUCGUCGUGGUGGUGGCGGUGGCGGCCGUCGCACUCGGUCCAGAAGUCCCGAGAGAUCUUGA
This is a messenger RNA of Linnemannia hyalina, 1185 nucleotides long. Lineage: Eukaryota; Fungi; Mortierellomycota; Mortierellomycetes; Mortierellales; Mortierellaceae. The record is from the annotation of a GenBank genome assembly.